CGUUCAUAUCCGCGAACACCGUAAUGGCGGCCUAGAUUUCUGAGUAGGUUGGAAUUGUGUUGGAUUUGCUGGCGUUGGACCUCUUCCGUGCCGACCGGCCGCCGGAUUUGAGCCCAAACGUUCGUCAACAGUCAAGCACACCCUCAGGAAGACCAAAGGGAGCCGCCGCGGCCGAUUGUGAGACCGAAACGUCGGCAAAUCGCCGUCCCUUCAAAAUGGCUGCAGAGCGACGAUCCAACUUGGCUCCAUGCAGGUUCUUCUCCAACAACGGCUCAUGCCGUCAGGGCGACGACUGCCCGUACCCUCACGUGGCCAGACAGAGCCCCGUGGCGUGCCGAUUUUUUCUCGAGGGACGCUGCAUGUUCGGCCGACAGUGCAGAAAUAUACAUUCAAGUGGCCCAAGGAACGAGGACGAUGACGACGACGAUUCUCUGGGGGCAGCGUCGAUUGCCCGCCAGCAGCAAGUAGGCCGUCGAAAUCAGGAAAACAACCGUGGCCGCUUGGCCGCCUCGUCCAGUUCCUCUUCCAGCAGCAAUGCAGAUUCCAGACGCUUACCACUGACUGAAAACCACCGAAAGCUUAACUUCAAACCAAACAACCGAAAAGGUCGAGGUCAGGAAAACAAGGCUUCGGGCAGCUCCAUUUCGCCAACGCACUGGGCGGCGGCGCCAGAAUUUGUGCCAAAGGGUAAUCAACCUCCAAGAACUCCAGUGUCGUACGCUGACGCCCUCAACGUCAAGCGAACCAAGGCACCUGAAACUGCCGCUCUUUGCGUCAUCCAUGAAGACUGUCUUAUAUGCCCUGAUGGUCAAAACUGCAUAUACGUGCACGGAGAGUUCUGCGAGCUGUGCUGCAAAUUCAGCCUUCACCCAUUCAAUGAAGAACAGAGAAAAAAGCACAACUCGGAGUGCAUCAAACAGCACGAGAAAGACAUGGAGUUGUCUUUUGCUGUGGCUCGCUCCAAAGACAAGAUGUGCGGCAUUUGCUUUGAAACGAUCGUUGAGAAGACACCACGAGAGCAGCGCUUCGGCAUUUUGCCCAACUGCAACCACUGCUUCUGCCUUAGCUGCAUUCGUACCUGGAGACAAGCGAAGAAUUUCGAAAACAACAUUACCAGGGGGUGCCCCGAAUGCCGAACCGCGUCCGACUUUGUGUGCCCUAGUAUUUACUGGGUCGAGACCAAAGAAGAGAAGGACAAGCUCAUUGACGACUACAAACAUGCCAUGCGCUCCAAGGACUGCAAAUAUUUCAAGCGUGGCGAAGGCAAGUGUCCUUUUGGCAACAAAUGCUUCUACCAGCACAACCUUCCCAAUGGAACUCAUGUCGACGUUGGGCCUCCGCCUAGAGCUAGAAGGCGCAAUGGUGGAGACGGAGAGAUGGAUUUCAUGCAGCACAUAAUUCUGUGGGACUUCUUGGAGGAGCAAGACACACACUUCUUCUACCUUGAUGACUACGACUUGGAUGACUCGAUCAUGACCGACUCAGAGAUCUCUGACUCGGACUACGAGUACUUCUUCUAAGCGCCCCCGUCGCUUGUGAUUAUCGUUCCGUACAUGAGGAAAAUAUGUCUGUGAUUGUCCCAGCUGGCGGCCUCGCAAGGGGGCGGCCACCGACGUGUUUAAUUCUUUGCUGUUUGUGAUAGAGCCCUGAUCCGAGAAGAGGGCCACUCUCGAUUGCAACGAUUUCCACUUCCUUUUUCGCCUUGUUUGUAUAUUCUUACCAUAGUUUUUCUGCUGAAGAGACGGAAAACUAUGACGUGACCCCGUACAUUCUGCUUCAAUUCAACACGCACUGAGCCGGAACCAAGGGUCCGCCUGCUUAAAAAAAGUGACACGCUUGUGCACAUUCAAAAUCCAUGCAAUAAUUUUUGACAACUGCUCUGGCAUCCAGCUUGAAAGUCUACCUCACCCCUGUUGGCUCCAACAGUCAAAGCCAUCGGAAUCAAAAGUCAAAACAUGAAAGCUUGCCGGUUUUUACAAAUUAAAAAGAAGAAUGAUUGCUGGAUUGCUUGGAGUCAAACAUUUUGGCUCAGAAUGUGUCUGGAAAAUUUACGAAUCUCAGCGUGUUACCCUCACAAAUGAAUCUAGUGUGUAAAGGCGCAACAAAAAUGUUUGAACCUUGAAUCCGCUUAGAGGCCUUAUCGGUGUGUCCUUUGUUGCUGCUGAGCAGAUGAUUUGAUGUGAUUUGACGACGGGCUGGUAUGUUGCAUCCUCCUCAGCACCGUCUUUUAAAAACAGCGCGCUGCUUUUUGAUAAAUUUAAAUAUAAACCUAAAAAAGAUGAAACAUGCACACGGAUGAAAAAAAAACUAUACUGCCCACUAAUAGCUUUCCAUUUGGCGUGAGAUACAUAAAUUAUUAACCGAUAAAUAUGGAUUUUCUAGCGGCUAAAAAAUUUUGGAAAAUAAUACACAGUGAGUAGCAAGCAUUGAAAAUCCUUUGAUUUAUGUAAGUGUUCAAUAUAAGUGCCUCGACAUAAUGUUAUAAAAUUAAUUAUAUAUCUCACCCUUCUAUCGAGUAAUGAUUAUAUAACAAUACAUGAUAAUUAUUAUUAUACCUACUGAUAUAUAUUGCAGAUGAUAUUUAAAUGUAAGAGCCACCAAUCAGCCCCCAAUGGAAUAUUUACAACCCUGAUGGAAAGGAAGUAGUGGAAUUGGUACAACAAUUAUUAUUACUAAUAAUCUUCACUCUCUCGUUCCACUCGCGCGCAUACAUAUGAAUGUAUUACUGUAUUUAUAGACUGAUUAUACUUUGUCUGCAUAACCGAGCACACUUUGGCUCCCGUCUCUGUCUGGGAAGCACCCUUUCUUAAAUUAUUAUAUUCCAUUCAAAAGGCUCAAACACACUUCUCUGGCCUGCUUCGUUCAAAUUUUUGAGUCCGACGAGACAGACCGGUUUUUAAACAAAUACUUAAAAACACUCUCCUUGUGUCAUUCAAUUUUAAAUGUCAAAAGGUGCAUGAAUUUUUCAGUGGUGUCGUCAACAGAAUUAAUUAACUUACAAAAAUUGUUCGAUGUUACUUUUGACGUUCGCCACAAAAUCGAUUCUGUUUCUCUUGAUGUUUACAUACCCUGGGUGUGCUUGGAUUCAACUUUCCUACUCGAUAUGUUUUUUAAUGGAAUUCAUUAUUAGUGAAAUGCAUAAAUCAAUUAAUUAAUUAUAUGUCAAUAUUUCCCGAGAGUAAAAAAUAACAAGGAUUUUUUGAUGUGCUGUGCUUAUAUAGUGAAAGAAUCGGGAGAAUUUUGUUGCCCGAGAGAACGGGUUGAAACUUUGGGUGUCACUAUUAUUCAACAAAACCAUUUUUAGCAGUCCGCAAAUCACACGUAUCCAGAUAUAAUUAUAAAGGUUUUGCGAGUAAUUUUAAUUAAUCUUGCGCUUUUUGCAUUGAGAAGAGAAAUCCAAAUCUUUAAUUGCAGGAGUACUUUUAACUGAUGAAUCCUAACCAAUCUAAAAGUAUAAUUCAACCUCUAAAAGUAAUUUACAAGCUAAAGUGGUUUAAUCAUCUAAAGUUAAAUGGAGUCUUUAUACAUAAUCAUUGGGCCUUGUGGUCUCGUCUGCGGAGACCAUCAGUGAGGCCCAAUCCUCUCAAUAAUAAUUAUACGGUUAUCAAUGGAGCUGUACCGGAUUUUGCUUAUAAUGUGCAGUACACACUCUCAGACUUAAUGGAAUAUGAUUAUAUUUCAAGCAUAAAAUUAUGUACUAUAAUUAUAUAAUGCCAUAUUAUGGUUUUUGAUUUCAUUAAAAAUACUACUAUGUAGGAAAAAAA
Messenger RNA from Neocloeon triangulifer, 3764 nucleotides. RefSeq names its product probable E3 ubiquitin-protein ligase makorin-1. Lineage: Eukaryota; Metazoa; Arthropoda; Insecta; Ephemeroptera; Baetidae. The record is from RefSeq and is a predicted model, not a curated record. Gene Ontology annotation, biological process: protein polyubiquitination. Gene Ontology annotation, molecular function: ubiquitin protein ligase activity; metal ion binding. The coding region runs from base 216 to 1520 and encodes 434 amino acids. The transcript has 8 exons.